AUAACUCUAAAUGCCUAUAAUAAAACAAUCAAUAAUCCUAUAACCGCGAUUUUGCAAUUGUGUUAUAAGUCAAAUGUUGUUAUUUGGGAACGAGAGAAUGAGUUGGAAAUUGAAGAAAUAAGAGUUCGAGUUGUAUUGUCGAGAUUUAAAUAUUUCCCUUCGGACCAAGAU
Molecule: messenger RNA, 171 nt
Organism: Cetraspora pellucida
Lineage: Eukaryota; Fungi; Glomeromycota; Glomeromycetes; Diversisporales; Gigasporaceae
Source: the annotation of a GenBank genome assembly